This is a messenger RNA of Blumeria graminis f. sp. triticale, 1335 nucleotides long. NCBI's taxonomy places the organism in Eukaryota, Fungi, Ascomycota, Leotiomycetes, Helotiales, Erysiphaceae. The record is from the annotation of a GenBank genome assembly.
AUGAGGAUACUCGGGUUCAGUCUCUGGCGAUGGCUACCUGUGCUCCUGGCGCCAAAAGUCAUUAAUCUAGUAUACGCCCUCCCCAACCAAGCAUAUCUUGCAUCCUUCGAGGCACCCGAGAUCCAGCUUAACAAAACUACUGCCAUAAAUUACCAGAUAAACCUUACCAUUGCUGCUUCGACCGUAUCGGAUCUAUCAAUUGUGCUCUGCCAGACGGCGGGUACGGUACUGGAAACAAAUUCAAUUGAUGAGACUAAUUCAUGGAAAGUCUUAAACGUACUUUCUGGAUUCUGUAUCACCAACACAUCACCUCCGCCAGAGACAUGUAAAAAUAAUCCGUACCUUGGUCAUGGCAGUGUACAGCUCAGCGUCUCAAAAGACGCUGCUUUUAACUCUACGGGCGAUGAUUCCCUUAAUAACUUCUUUUUUUGCGUUACUCAUAAGGAUACUACAUCCUCCAUUGAAUGCGAUUAUUCCAGCAAUUUGUUUAACAUCUCUCCUGCCGCGAGUAGCGCAAAGCCAUCCGACACAGAGACGCUUGAUACUAUGCCGCCCUUCUUUCCUCCUCCUAUCCCUAUGAUUGCUACAAUAACAUCAACAAAAAGCACCGUCCUUCAGACACAAACAAUACCAGCCACACUCUCUUCGUCUUCGAAAUCGACAUCUCCCGCCAGCACUUCCUCCGCUCAAAAGAAGCAUCUCUCCACAAGUACCACAAUUGGAAUAGCAUUUGGGGUUUUCAUUGUGCUUGUACUGCUUGGAUUUAUUGCCCUAUUUUUCUAUCGGAGAUCGAGAACGAAUAAGCGAGCUGAGACCGCCCGAUCUCAUAACAAUGAGCCUUUUCUGGACCGUGGACAUCAUGCCGAAAAGGAAAAUGUUGACUCGCCAACAAGCAAUUCAGGCUGGAUAAUGUCACCUACAAGAGGAAUAGAUCAAAGCCAAGACAUGGUAAAAGGCCCAGAGCAGAUUAGAUCAUCUCUCGAGCCAGCAAGCCCAACCAUCACAACAAACAUGACUGGGGGUGAGACAGAAAGCCCGAUGAAUCCUAUUGCCCGUCGAAGUCUAAGCGUCGUAAGCCGUGAAUCUGCGACGAGCGUUGGUGUAAGUCCCAUGCUAAGUCCACGUUCCGGAUCCGGCUAUGAUGCCUUCGGCUGUGCCAGCGAGGAACUGUCCGGUAUAGACAUGGGUAUGAGCUCUGGAAUGAGCUCUGCUGCUCCAUUCCUUCGUGAGGAAGGCAUGAGUCCUGAGGAGAUGGCGCGAUUAGAGGAUGAAGAAAGACGGAUUGAUGCUGCCAUAGCACAAGCUGAAGCAGAACGGGGAAUCAAUCGACGUUAA